This is a messenger RNA of Arvicola amphibius (Eurasian water vole), 2351 nucleotides long. It is a transcript of the gene Lrrc29, whose product is annotated as leucine rich repeat containing 29. The transcript has 7 exons. Gene Ontology annotation, molecular function: protein binding. Gene Ontology annotation, cellular component: SCF ubiquitin ligase complex. Gene Ontology annotation, biological process: SCF-dependent proteasomal ubiquitin-dependent protein catabolic process. The record is from RefSeq and is a predicted model, not a curated record. Lineage: Eukaryota; Metazoa; Chordata; Mammalia; Rodentia; Cricetidae. Bases 111 to 1952 code for a protein of 613 amino acids.
CCGCCUUCGGGGUCUGGAGCUUUGGGGAAGGGCUGUCUGACAGUUCGCCCGGCACCUCCCGCCAGGCGGAAACGAGCCGCACGGCGGAUCCCAGGACCUCCAAACUCUGGAUGCUCACAUAUAUCCUGAGCUUCCUACCUCUGUCAGAUCAGAAAGAGGCCUCCCUCGUGAGUCGGGCUUGGUACUGUGCUGCCCAGAAUGCCCUUCGGGAGACAAAUGUGCGGUACAACAUUCCUGUGUCCUCUGCCUCACUCUCAGCAAUCAAGAGCUUGGGCCUCAGGGGCAUUUCAUGCAUCAGCUUGACCAACCUGGAUGGCUCACCAGCUUCGCACCAGGUACUGCAGUCUGUUGCUUACCAUUUAGGCCCACACCUGGAGAGUUUAUGCCUGGGAGGGGGCAGCCCCACAGAGGCAUCCUUCUUGACCUUGAUCCUGGGAUGCCCAGCCCUGCGCACCCUUGACCUCAGUGGCUGCAACAGUCUCUUCACCUCGGGCACUCUGCUGGCUCAGCCUGAGACGGCACAGUGUGUUCGAAAGGCAUUGAGUGGCCUUCGUGAUCUUAACCUGGCUGGCCUGCAUAACCUGACUGACCUUAGCUUCAACCAUCUCAGCGGUUGUUUCCCCAGCCUGGAGCGCCUCUCCUUGGCCUACUGCCAUCUUACCUUUGAGUUAGGCCCAACCUGGGGCUCCAUUAGCCCCCAGGCAUCCUCUCCCUCCCAGCUUUCCUUCCACAACCUGCUCCAGUUUGUCAAAGAGCGAGCUGCUAGGCUGCGUGCCCUAGACCUCAGUGGUACUGGCUUGCCACCUGAGGCCCUACAAGCCCUGGGCCAAGUGACUGGACUGCAGCUGGAGGAGCUAAGCUUGCAUAGCUGUAGGGACCUCUCUUCAGAGGCUGUGGCCACCCUGUGCCGCCAGCAGCCCGGCCUUACUUCCCUGGACCUCAGUGGUUGCUCAGAACUGACUGACAGGGCACUCUUGGCUGUGAGUCGAGGCCUACGACACCUGCGGCACUUGAGUCUGAGGAAACUGCAGCGGUUGACUGAUGCAGGUUGUACAGCCCUGGGAGCCCUGCACGAACUGCAGAGCCUGGACAUGGCUGAGUGCUGUCUGGUGAGCGGGCGGGAACUGGCGCAGGUCUUAGGCUCAGUUCGCAGAGCUCCACCGGCACUGACUUCCCUCAGGCUGGCUUACUGCUCUUCACUGAAGGAUGCCUCAGUGCUUUCCAUGAUCCCAGCACUGGGCCCAAGCCUCAAGGUGCUAGACUUGUCCUCCUGUGUGGGCCUCACUAACCAGAGCGUGCAGGCCAUCUGCACCUACCUCACUCACCUCUCAGUCCUGCGCCUGGCUUGGUGCAAGGAGCUCCAGGACUGGGGGCUUUUGGGGCUGAAGAAGCCAAGUGAGGAGCCUGGGCUAAGUUCCCAGCUACACCAAGAGGUGGAAAAUCAGGCCCCAGACCCUCAGGAGCCUAAUUCUGACCCACAAGGCCCCUCCCUGCUCAUGCUUCAGGCCCUGCAGGAGUUGGAUCUCACAGCCUGCUGCAAGCUGACAGAUACCAGUUUGGCCAAGGUGCUCCAGUUCCCUCAGCUGAGACAGUUGUCAUUGAGCCUGCUGCCAGCGCUCACAGACAUGGGUUUGGUGGCUGUGGCUAGGGGCUGUCCCAGCCUGGAGCGCUUGGCAUUGAGUCACUGCAGCCACCUCAGUGAUGAGGGAUGGGCUCAGGCAGCCAGGUUCUGGCCAAGGCUGCAACACCUCAACCUGUCCAGCUGCAGUCAGCUCACAGAGCAAACUCUGGAUACCAUUGGGCAGGCAUGCAAGCAGCUUCGAGUGUUGGAUGUGGCCAUGUGUCCUGGUAUCAACAUGGCAGCUGUCAGGCACUUCCAAGCACAGCUCCCUCAGGUGACCUGCAUCCAGUCUCGCUUCGUGGGAGGGGCUGACCUGACCCUAACACUCUGAGGCCAGGUCAGUUACUAUCUCUGAAGCUCGUCCUCCUUCACCAGCAUAGCCCCAGCCCAGGCCUCUGGACCUGUGUUAGCCCCAGGGCCUCCUGCCUUCCCCCUGCUCUAGAACCUUUCCUAAGACUCAGGAUGGAACCAAUCCAGGAUACGUGCAGCCCGAGUACCCCACAGAUGGCAGCAACCUCUUUCUGGCUGCACGUUGCUUCCAGUGGGCUCUCUUCUAAAGGUCAGGGCCACAGGGGGUGCUGGGGAAGGGCAGACUCUGUGCCUCCUGCCAGCCUACACUCAAACCUCUGUUGCCUGCUCUCCAGGGGUCUCUUCCAACCCUCCUGAGCUUUAGCAGCCAAUCCACCAACUUCAUUGUAAACCCAAACAGGAUUAAAAAUUCCAGAUUUUA